Messenger RNA from Tauraco erythrolophus (red-crested turaco), 837 nucleotides. NCBI's taxonomy places the organism in Eukaryota, Metazoa, Chordata, Aves, Musophagiformes, Musophagidae. The record is from RefSeq and is a predicted model, not a curated record.
ACUCAGAAGAUGAAUCUCUUCCAAUCCAUAACAAGUGCCUUGGACAAUGCUUUAGCCAAAGAUCCGACUGCAGUAAUAUUUGGUGAAGAUGUGGCCUUUGGUGGAGUCUUCAGGUGUACAGUUGGCUUGCGAGACAAAUAUGGUAAAGACAGAGUUUUCAACACCCCCUUGUGUGAACAAGGAAUUGUUGGCUUUGGUAUUGGAGUUGCUGUUGCAGGUGCUACAGCCAUUGCAGAAAUUCAGUUUGCAGAUUACAUUUUUCCAGCAUUUGAUCAGAUUGUUAACGAAGCGGCAAAAUAUCGUUAUCGCUCUGGAGAUCUGUUUAAUUGUGGAAACCUCACCAUCAGAGCCCCCUGGGGCUGUGUGGGUCAUGGUGCACUAUAUCACUCUCAAAGUCCAGAAGCUUUUUUUGCUCACUGUCCAGGAAUAAAGAUUGUUAUUCCAAGGAGUCCUCUUCAGGCCAAAGGACUGCUGCUGUCAUGCAUAGAGGACAAAAAUCCAUGCAUAUUCUUUGAACCUAAAAUACUUUACAGAGCUGCAGUGGAACAAGUUCCUGUGGAGCCCUACAACAUUCCACUAUCUCAAGCUGAGGUGCUGCAGACGGGCAGUGAUGUGACACUGGUUGCUUGGGGCACUCAGGUACAUGUGAUCAAAGAGGUGGCAGCAAUGGCUCAAGAAAAGCUUGGUGUGUCCUGUGAAGUUAUUGAUCUGAGGACCAUCUUACCCUGGGAUUCAGAGACCAUUUGCAAGUCGGUGGUGAAGACUGGGCGAUUGCUGAUUAGCCACGAGGCUCCCUUGACAGGAGGAUUUGCGUCUGAAAUCAGUUCCACAGUUCAG